AAAACGAAAAAGGAACCCCCAAGCGGACCUACUUACCCAAAUCUCAGCGCUCAAAAGUUUGGAAUUCAAAAGGAUAAAACUUGAUAUAGACACGCGGCCUCAGUCCAGCCAGCCACUGCCUCACGCCAUACUCGUACUCUGUAAGAAGAUGUUGCCCAACAACCUCCAAACUCGAUACCCAUUUACUCCACACCUUCACCAUGGCUUCUCUGAUCUUCCCAUUUGCAAUUUCCCUCCAACAAACCCGCCUCUCUCCUCUCAAACCCUCUCUCCAAACCCAAGUCCCCCUCUUGCCCGGAACUUUCACGCCCAAGCCGCUGGCGGGUAAGUGUCGAGCGUCCUUCUUCGGAGAUAUCUCCGAUAAUCUCCUCGAUAACCUGGAUGCCCCUCUUAGAGUUGAUCAGCUUCCGGUUUUGCAAUCUGGGUAUGUUCAGUUUCAACGAUUCUCUGGGGAAUUGAGCGAUUUGCAGAAAUGGGGUUUCGUUGUUUUUGCUGGGUUCAUUUGGGUUUAUCUCACUGCUCGACCUGGAAUUCUCGUUGGUGCCAUUGAUGCGUAUCUUCUGGCUCCUCUGCAGCUGGGGCUGGAUAGUUUGUUGGGAAGAAGAAGCUUGAAGUGCUCUGACUUUGUGAUUGGGGGGAAAUUGGGAGAGGGUUCGUUUGGAGUUGUUUAUGCGGGUGCUUUUCUUCCGAAGAAUGUGAAGAAUGAAGAACAAACAAGCAGAGCCUUGGAUGGUAAGGAGAAGGUGAUUCUUAAAAAGAUUAAGUUGAGAGUUAAAGGAGCUGAAGAGUUUGGGGAAUAUGAAGAGUGGUUUAACUACAGACUUUCAAGAGCAGCACCUGAAACAUGCGCUGACUUUCUUGGUAGUUUUGUAGCUAGUAGAGAAACCAAGCAAUUCUCUGCAGGAGGAAAAUGGCUUGUUUGGAAAUUUGAGGGAGAUCAGACUCUUGGGGAUUACAUGAAAGAUAGAAGCUUCCCGGUAAACUUGGAAUCUUUAAUGUUUGGGCGUGUCUUACAAAGCAUGAACUCGGUUGAAAGAAAUGCAUUGAUAAUCAAGCAAAUACUGCGACAAAUCAUUACAUCAUUGAAGAAGAUUCAUGAUACGGGCAUUGUUCACAGGGAUGUAAAGCCAGCAAACUUAGUAGUAACCAAGAAAGGUCAGAUAAAGAUCAUAGAUUUCGGGGCAGCCACCGACCUUCGAAUUGGGAAGAACUAUGUACCAAAUCUUGCUUUGCUGGAUCCUGAUUAUUGUCCCCCUGAGCUUUAUGUGAUGCCUGAAGAAACACCUAGCCCUCCUCCAGCCCCCAUUGCAGCACUCCUUUCUCCUAUACUCUGGCAGCUGAACAGCCCUGAUUUGUUCGACAUGUAUUCUGCUGGCAUUGUGCUGAUGCAAAUGGCAGUACCAAACUUGAGGAGUAGUGCUGGGUUGAAGAAUUUCAAUAUGGAAAUUAAGAACUAUGGAUAUGAUUUGAAUAAAUGGAGGGAGAAAACAAGAGCAAAGCCCGAUUUAACUAUACUCGAUCUCGACUCAGGGAGAGGGUGGGAUCUCGCAACGAAGCUUGUUACAGAGAGAAGGGGGCGUUUAUCGGCUUCCGCUGCACUGAGGCACCCUUAUUUCUUGUUGGGGAGUGAUCAGGCAGCUGCAGUUAUUUCAAAACUAAACUUAGUCAAAAAAUGAGAUUGUAGGAGGGAAUGUAAGUAGAAAUUUAUAGUUCAUUUUUCAUCUUCAUAUGGUUAUUUUUAUUAAAUUACAUGGGACAAUGAUGGUCCCUUAGGAAGACAAAUUUUAAAGCAAAAAUAUCAAUGUAAAAAGCUAUUUGAAUUACAAUUUUAUUCAGUAGGAAUAAUCGAGCACUUGACUUACAUUUUUCUUCUA
Molecule: messenger RNA, 1874 nt
Organism: Cucumis sativus (cucumber)
Lineage: Eukaryota; Viridiplantae; Streptophyta; Magnoliopsida; Cucurbitales; Cucurbitaceae
Product: serine/threonine-protein kinase STN8, chloroplastic
Exons: 4
Coding region: 201-1676 (491 amino acids)
Biological process (GO): protein phosphorylation
Molecular function (GO): protein kinase activity; ATP binding
Source: RefSeq, a predicted model, not a curated record